This is a messenger RNA of Orussus abietinus, 2212 nucleotides long. RefSeq names its product protein RFT1 homolog. Gene Ontology annotation, cellular component: endoplasmic reticulum membrane. Lineage: Eukaryota; Metazoa; Arthropoda; Insecta; Hymenoptera; Orussidae. The record is from RefSeq and is a predicted model, not a curated record. Bases 341 to 1999 code for a protein of 552 amino acids. The transcript is spliced from 9 exons. Gene Ontology annotation, biological process: glycolipid translocation; dolichol-linked oligosaccharide biosynthetic process.
CACUCCCACCUCGGCCGAUAGUUCUGUCCUCGUCAUUCACCCCCGAGAUUCGGCGCUUUACGUACGCAAGUUAAAACAAAUCCAAACAAAUCGAAACACGCACGGGAUGAGCUUUUUGUCGAGAACAUUGAAAACCAGGUCAAGGUUACUUUAGAAGAAUGAGGCAGCCAAGCGUCGGCAUGUCGAUACCCAAUGACGCGUCAUACCCCGUCGAGGGAUCGCCCGGGACUCGGGAAAAAUGACUGGUCCCCUGGACGGGAUUGCAUAACCUCAAAAAUUAUUUUGACAGCUCUGGCCAAAGGCAUCCUCGAAUUUACACCUGAGACCCGAUCGCGCAGGUAUGGCGCCGGAUAUAUUGAAAAGCAGUUUGGAGAACGCCUCAUUCAACGUUCUCUUUCAGGUACUAUGUCGCUGCGUGACGUCGAUCCUCAAUGCCUUCGUCGUUCGACACGUUGGCCAUGCUGUGCUUGGUGUGAUGAACGUUCGGCUCCUUCUUUUGGAGUCGAUGAUAUUGUUUCUUUCGCGGGAGCCGUUUAUGAAAGCUUGCUUGACUAACACUGUCGAGCAUAACUGGGCACAAGUGGUUAACUUACUAUGGGUGACGGUGCCGAUAUGCUUCGUCAUGUCUUCUUUGUUUGGUUACAUCUGGCUGUAUGUCCUAACAACUGCGGAGACAUUACCCCCGUAUUAUACAUUCGCCGUGUGUGCAGUUGCAGUGUCGUGUAUUAUCGAACUGUCUUCAUUGGUCAUUCAAUUAGUAGCAAGUGCAUUUUUAUUCGUUCGGCUCAAAAUAAUCCUGGAUACAAUUAUGAUUGCUCUUCGUACUCUGACAUUCGUUCCAAUGAUUUUAUAUCAACCUGAAAACGCUCUCCUUGCUUUUGGCAUCGCCCAACUUGUAGCUGCUGUCUUUUACACUGCUAGUCAUUACGCUUACUUCCACUAUUACAUUAAAAAGAAUAUUAAAUCCAAACCGAAGAGAAAGAUGUCACUUAGGGGCAACAACGAUGAGAUAGUUGUGAAAGAAUUUCCUUUUACUUCGGUGAAGGACUUUUUACCUGGUCAGCUGGAAAAUUAUGGUUCCUGUUUAGAUAGAAAAUUAACCAUCCUUACAUGGAGCUUUUUCAAACAAGGUUUCCUAAAGCAGGUAUUAACCGAAGGGGAACGAUUGAUUAUGACCAUCGUGCCAGUUUUGACGUUCGCAGAGCAGGGAACAUACGAAGUUGUAAACAACUUAGGCUCUUUAGCUGCUAGAUUCAUUUUCCGUCCAAUCGAAGAUAGUGGGUAUUUUUACUUUACCCAAAUGGUGAAACGUGACAAACCCUUGUCAGAUCAAAAUCCAUUGAUUAUCCAAGAAAGUGUCAAAGUUUUGACAUAUUUAUGCUCGACCGUGAUGUCUAUUGGCUUGGUCGGUCUAGUCUUCGGGCAGUCAUAUUCCUCCGUACUUCUGUGGCUGUAUGGCGGCGAGAAAUUAAUUUCCUACCUACCAGUUCUACUGUUGAGAACUCAUUGCCUUGCAAUUUUAUUAAUGGGCAUUAAUGGCGUGACGGAGUGCUACACCAAUGCCACUGCGGACAGUGCAACGAUCAAUAAGAACAAUCUGAUCAUGAUCUACGAAUCAAUUACGUUCCUCGUUUCGUCAUACAUCUUCGCUACCUGGUUCGGUCCUGUAGGAUUCAUUCUUGGCAACUGCAUAAAUAUGAGCUUGAGGAUCUUACACUCCUGCAUGUUCAUCACUAAAAGACACUUAGAAAUUAAUUGUCAUCCACUUCGAGGACUCAUACCGAAGCCAGUAUUCAGCGGAUCUCUGAUUGCUGCGGCGAUUGUUACUAAAUUGUCACAUGAUAACUUCUUUCCCGAGGACAAACGUUUACAUGUAUUUGUCGGAGUGGUAAUGCUAAUCGUCGUACUUAUUACUUGGCUUUACGAGAACCAGGAUCUCGUGAAGCUCGGUAUAAAGGAAUGGUACAACUGGCGCAACACCCGGAGAAAAGGAGAUUGACCUUGAGAGUCAUUAUAUUCCACAUUAUUUAUUAACUUAAAUGAUUAUCCAGACACACAUUGCAAUUUACACGCUCUUUAGGGCACAUAUAAAAUGUUAAUAAUUAUACCAUUAUUUUGUAUAACCUGACAGUAUUGUUAAACGUUUAUCUUCCAAUGAACGAUUGGUUAUUUGAGUUAUUUAAUAGAGUUUCAAUCGUUAGUUUAAAAAGAA